Messenger RNA from Cryptomeria japonica (Japanese cedar), 695 nucleotides. RefSeq lists its product as uncharacterized. The transcript is spliced from 3 exons. Gene Ontology annotation, molecular function: serine-type endopeptidase inhibitor activity. NCBI's taxonomy places the organism in Eukaryota, Viridiplantae, Streptophyta, Pinopsida, Cupressales, Cupressaceae. The record is from RefSeq and is a predicted model, not a curated record. Bases 71 to 319 code for a protein of 82 amino acids.
ACAAAUCUUGGCGCCUCUUUGGAAAUUGGAAGAUUUAGGAAGACUUUUCUUUUUCGAAAUCAGGACACAAAUGGCGCACACUAGAAGUUUCCAGCAAAUUUUAGGUCUUUCAGGGAUGAUAUUUGUGGUUGCAGUAAGUUUGAUGGCAUGCUCCAUUCGGGAAGGUAUGGCAUGCCCACAAUACUGCUUAGAUGUGGCCUAUACCACCUGCACAUCAAGUGGAGACCAACAUCUGCGAUCCUACUGCAAUUGUUGUCUUGUGCCGAACGGUCACAACUGCACCCUCCAUCUCACUGAUGGCUCACACAGAUCUUGUUGAAACGAACCCUAAUAACAACAGAGACCCUCUCUCUUGUUUUAAAUAAAAUCUAACUUUGUUAGAAAGCACAAGUACUUUUCUGAGGACUGUCUUGAUUUGCUUCUUGUUUCUGCAUCUGGAUCAAAUUGUGUAUAUUUAAAUACACUCUUACUAGUCGACUCCAAUGAAAUUAGGGAAUGUGUCUGGCCCUGUUGGUGAUAGUAGAGCGGAAAGUACAUAGUUUAGAUACGGUCCAGGGCAAUCCAUAUGUAAACAGUCACACAUGAUGGUUCCUUAUCAGAGGCAUAUUUAUGUAUAUUUGUCGCUUGGAUAAGUUCAACCUAGGAAUGGUUGGCUUCUAUGCUUUAUUUUCAUGUGAUUCCACCAAAGUUUGACA